Molecule: messenger RNA, 773 nt
Organism: Oryza brachyantha (malo sina)
Lineage: Eukaryota; Viridiplantae; Streptophyta; Magnoliopsida; Poales; Poaceae
Product: dirigent protein 21-like
Exons: 1
Coding region: 39-533 (164 amino acids)
Source: RefSeq, a predicted model, not a curated record
AGCUAGCUCCUCUACCCUCACCUCGAUCGGUCUCGGCAAUGGCGUCCUGCAAGAAGGUGUCCGUGGCGCUCUGCGUCGUCCUCGCCGUGGUGGCGGCCGGGCCGGCGGCGAGGCAGCAGGUGUCGGCGGCGUCGGCGCACCUGCACUUCUACAUGCACGACCUGCUGGGGUCGUCGGCGGUGGAGGUGGUGCGGGGGCCGCGCGGCAUGUUCGGCAACACGGUGGUGAUGGACGACGUGCUGACGGAAGGGCCGGCGUCGACGUCGGCGGUGGUGGGGCGCGCCCAGGGGCAGUACAUCGUGGCGUCGUCGCAGGGCGGCAUGGACCUCAUGGUCGCCAUGAACGUCGUCCUCAGCUCCGGCCCCUUCGCCGGCAGCUCCGUCACCGUCGUCGGCCGCGACGACACCGGCGCGGCCGUGCGCGAGCUCACGGUGGUCGGCGGGACGGGGCAGUUCAGGAUGGCAAGAGGGUACGUGCUGUGGCGGACCAUCCGCCCCGACCUGCUCGAGCUCGACAUCUACGUCAACCCGUGAGGAUGGACACGUCAUUCGCCCCGUCAGCAUCGUGUCAGCGUAUAUGGUAGCGUGCAUGCAUACGUGUGACGUAACGUACUGAUCGACGUGGCAUGUACAGUCACACGUGUGACAAUCUCUUCUCUUCUGUUUUGUGUGUGUGUGUGUGUCCGGUGAAGUGUUAAUAAGCUUAAGACGGGCGAACGGCGAACCUGAUGUACGCAAAUAAUCCUUAUAUACGUAAUGUAUUAAUUUACCGAA